AUCUCAUAACAACAGUUAGAGAGGUCUUGAUUCCCCCUGUUUCUUCGCCGUCGUCGAUAGUUUAGUGAGAGAAAGAAAGGUAGAGAGAGAGAGAAUACUGCAAGAAAGAGAUUUUCAUGGAGGUGGUUGCAGUCGCAGACGCAGGCGCAGGCGCCAUUGCCAAGGCCAAGCUUGGAGGAGGCCCUGAGAGGCAGAGGACGAACAAAAUUCAGGUCUCUAGCACGAAGAGACCUCUCUACUUCUACGUCAAUCUCGCCAAGAGGUGCAUGCAGCAGCACGAGGAGGUUGAGCUGUCCGCCUUGGGCAUGGCAAUCACUACGGUUGUCACAAUUGCUGAAAUUCUGAAGAACAAUGGACUGGCUACCCAGAAGAAGAUUAUGACUUCUACAGUCGGCAUGAAAGAUGAAUCCAAAGGACGCCUGGUUCAGAAAGCUAAGAUAGAAAUAUUGAUGGCAAAAACUGGAAGUUUGGAUAAUAUGCUGACUGCUAAAACAAUUACAUCAGAGGCUGCUACAGAUGGCAAAGAGACAUUGCUGGCAAAAACUGAAAGUUUGGAUAAUAAUCUGACUGCUAAAACAAUUACAUCAGAGGCGGCUGCAGAUGCCAAAGAGGAGGGUGCAGACGGCAAAGAGAUAUUGCCGGCAAAACCUGGAAGUUUGGAUGAUAAGCUGACUGCUAAAACAAUUACAUUAGAGGCGGAUGCAGAUGCCAAAGAGGAGGCAGCUGCAGAUGACAAAGAGGAAUGAUGUUAGCAUGUGGCAGUACUACUAAGCUUUGUUUUCUGUACCAUAAGCACUGUUUCAUUAGGACAGAUAGGAAAUGUAAAUUUCUUGCUGCUAACUUGAGCAGAGAGCCAGCGAGUUGAGAGAAUAGAGUGAGAGCAAAACUUAGUAUUAGCUAUAUUCUCUUGCACUUUGCCUUUUUUCCUUUUCUCUCUGGGUGGGAUAUUGUACUGUUUCUGAAUUCUGAUUACUACAUGUGAUGAUGAGAAUUGAUCUGUUAGUGAAAGUUUCUACUGGUCCAA
Molecule: messenger RNA, 1024 nt
Organism: Macadamia integrifolia
Lineage: Eukaryota; Viridiplantae; Streptophyta; Magnoliopsida; Proteales; Proteaceae
Exons: 5
Coding region: 117-746 (209 amino acids)
Cellular component (GO): nucleus
Molecular function (GO): RNA binding
Source: RefSeq, a predicted model, not a curated record